AUGAGAAAAUUCGUAUUUGUUUUUUCGCAAGUACAUGCUGAUUUCCGACUUGCUGAAGUAGAAAGUAUUUGCAAUUUGUAUGGGAUCUUGUGUGGUAACAACAUUUCAUUACUUUGUAAUCAGCGGCAUGUUUAUGUGUUCGAAUUUCCAUGUAUUGACGAUGUAGUAGCAAUACUUUCACGAUCAGUUCUUAUAAAAUUUGCAGUAGAAUUGAUAGCAAGCUGCAGUGAUUACGACGAAUUAUGUGCAAAUAUUAAGAAAAGAAGGCAUGAUAUGAAAAACUACGAUUCAACCAACCAGUCUUUUGCCAUACGCAUACAGUCUAUUGGAAGAAGAUGCAACCACUUUGCUGUUCAAAGCAUAAUUGCGGAUAUUGGCAAGGCACUUGAUUUUAAGGAAUCUCCGGUAGAUUUGAAUAGUCCAUGUAACACAUUUUAUGUUAUCGAAGAAUAUGAUUCAAUACAGAGGCUUCAUUUUGGGAAAUUGAUAGGGCGUGGCCAAGGUCAAUUGAAGAACGACUAUUCCUUGGCUGAACGAUGUUAUAUUGGUAAUACAACGAUAGAUCCAGAAUUAUCAUUCCUUCAAGCUAAUAUAGCAAAAGCGGAUAUUGGCUCUCUUGUCCUUGAUCCAUUCUGUGGAACGGGUGGGCUGUUGAUUGCUGCUGCACAUUUUGGUGCUGCUGUUUUAGGAAGCGAGAUAAAUUAUCAAAUUGCCAGAGCUUCCGGUAGGUCGUCACGUGCUGGCGUCAAAUGCAAUACAGCUAAGGAAUCAGUUGCUGCAAAUUUUCAGCAGUAUGGAACAGAUGUUUAUUUCAUGGGUUUGGUGAUAGCAGAUUCCAGUCAGCACUUAUUAUGGCACCCUGGCAUGCAUUCCAGCACUCUUCCUGUAUUUGAUGCAAUAAUCACCGAUCCACCUUAUGGAGUUAGGGAGAAGGGACAGAAGGUUGGCAUCAAAGGAAAGGAGUCGUGGAUAGUCAAAAAUACUGAGCAUGCGAUUCAUUACCCCGAAAAAGCGAAAUAUUCCAUUUCCUCAACAUUCCUUGAUCUCAUCGAUCUUGCCAGCAAAUUACUAGUUGUUGGUGGACGUUUGUUAUUUUGGUUUCCAGUGUUCCAUGAUGAAUAUUCGGAAGCAAUUUUGCCAAAACACGAUGCGAUGAAAUUGAUUUAUAAUUGUGAGCAGUCACUUUCCCGAAGAUAUUCGAGGCGAUUGCUUGUGUACGAAAAGCUAAGAAUGGUGAAGGAUGAUGAGAAGACAUAUAUUGAGAGGGAUUGUUAUGAAAAUAUAACUUUUCGACAACGUGUAUUUAUGAAGCAUUGA
Cercopithifilaria johnstoni is the source of this 1317-nucleotide messenger RNA. NCBI's taxonomy places the organism in Eukaryota, Metazoa, Nematoda, Chromadorea, Rhabditida, Onchocercidae. The record is from the annotation of a GenBank genome assembly.